Messenger RNA from Heteronotia binoei (common prickly gecko), 4624 nucleotides. It is a transcript of the gene CEP128, whose product is annotated as centrosomal protein 128. The record is from RefSeq and is a predicted model, not a curated record. Lineage: Eukaryota; Metazoa; Chordata; Lepidosauria; Squamata; Gekkonidae. The transcript has 24 exons. The coding region runs from base 201 to 3476 and encodes 1091 amino acids.
GCUUCAGGCCGUUCGUAGAGCGGUUCUCGCGAUCCAUCCUGGAAGUUGUAGUCACUUAUGCCUUUUAGCGGACAGCUGCUUUAGGGCUUGUGAACUACGACUCCCAGGAUGCUGUGCGACAGGGGACCCUGCCGCCGGUGAGGCCGCUCUCUCUUAGUGGCAAGGCGGCUAGUUCAAGUUGCCAUAGCGGCGGGAUACCAAUGGCAGAUUCGUCCAGUGAAUCAGACACCUUCCGUCGUAGAGUUGGGAGGCGCUGUCCUGUAAGAGCACCUUGCAGCAGAAUCCAAAACCAUUGUGCUGAAAAUGUAACUGAGAAGAUCCAUACUUUGGCAAGCACUUUACAGGAUACCAACCGGAACCUGAGGCACGUGGACCAGAUGUUGGACCAGUACCGUGAGUACAACAGUGAACAGGCAGAAGCAAUUGCAAAUCUUAAAGAAACUCUGCAACAGUCUAUCGGCCAACUAAGGAGUCAGCGAUUAUUGAGAAACUCUGGAGGAAGAAGUGCAUCCCUUUCUAGCUUAUAUCCAAGUGAUUUGGAUGGUGGAGCUCCAGAAACUCGUCAAUUCCAGCCUACUUCUCCUCUCAGGGAUUACAGUGAAGUACUGGGCACGCAACGUCGGAGAUCAAGGUCUGCUGUCCGGUUCGUUGACAGAGCUGCCAAUGUAAAUCAGUUACACUCGUUGCACCAGUCACUCAGAGAUCUUAGCAGUGAACAAAUUCGUUUGGAGGAGGAUCUCAGCAGAGAGCUUUCACGAAGAAAUCGAACUGAAGCAGAGACAAAAAGGGUGUUGGAGGAGCUGACAGACAGGCUUGGCGAUCCUCAAAGACAGGAAACGGUGUCUGACCGUGUAGAGAGAAGGCUUCAGGCAAUAGAACGAGAAAUCCAUGCAGAAAGGCAGCUGGUAGAAAGACGCCAGGAUCAGCUGGGACACAUGUCGGUGCAUCUGCAGGAGGCUUUAAAACAACAAGAUGCUAAAUCUAAUGAUGCGGAAAUCAUCUUGAAAAAUAAACUACUGAAAACUGAAGAUGAAAAAAGUAAACUUGAGCAGGAAUUGGAGCACUCCCGAAGGAAACUGGAUCAGUCAGAAUACAGCCAAAAAGCCCUUCUCCACCAGAUUGAGGAUCUCCGUUCCCAACUUCUUAGAGCAGAAGAGGAGCGUCUGAGUUUACAGCACCAGAUCUCUCAGGUCACCAUGCAUCACCAGAGGCAUUCCGAUGAGCAGGAGGACAACAGGAGGAAGCACAGAGUGGCUGAUCAGGACAAACAAGAUAUGGAGAAACAGAUCUGGGAACUGAGAGCAAAGCUCAGUCAUAGUGCUGUCAUGUCAGAGAUAGAGGAGUUAAAGCGAUGCAUUGAGCGCAAGGACAAAGAGAAGGCACAGCUUGGGAUGAAAAUAGAGGUUCUGACUUCUGACUUGGAAAAGAGGGAGAACCAGCAGCAAAAGAUGCUGAGCCAGCUGAAUGAGAUACAGAGCAACUACAAGGCCUGUGAAAACGACUGCAGAGCAGCUGAACAGCAGGUUGCUGAGCUGGCUCAACAACUGGAAGAGUCUGUUAAGGAAGCAGAGAGGUACCUUGCUGAAUUCAGACAAUCUGAAGUACUCAGGCUUGAUAAUGAGAAGAAGAAAGAGGAGUUAAAACUGAAAGCGCAGGAGUCCAUUAAACAUUGGAAGCUGAAAUGUAAGAAACUGGAACAUGAAAUGGAAAAGCAAACUGAGUUUCACACCCAGUUGAUGGAGAAGAACAAUCUGGCCCUUAGAGAACGAGAUGACUUUAAGGGUCAGCUUCUUUCAGUCAUGCACCAAAUGGAAAAUCUUCAAAAAGAACUGAGUGAUGCACUUGAAAAGCGGGCCAAGCAAGAAGAGGAGCUGCGUUGUAAAGACAAGAAACUGAGUGAAGCCAGAUCUCUGCAGAUGGCUCUGGAACAAGAGAUCAGAGAUGUUCGAGAAACUGUAGAUAAGCUAGACAGUGAACUGCAAAAACAGAUCCAAGCACUGAGCCAGAUGAGAAGUGAUAAACAGCAUUUAGAAGAGGAACUUGCAUCUAUCAAUAUGAUCCAUGAAAAAGACCAGGGAAGACUCUUGGAGAUGCAGACUGUUAUAAAAAAUCUUAGUGCCAUUCGGGCUGAGUUGACCAACCGACUAGCGGAAGAGGAAAAAGCCAAGAAGGAGUUGCGCAAGAACCUAACGGAGCUCCAGAAGCAGAAGGAAUCUAAUCAGGAUGAGAUGGCUGCAACUAGCAAGCAGCUGAAGUUGGAGAGAGAUGUCCACCAACAGGAGCUGGCAAAACAACAGUCAGAACUGCAGUGGACCAAAACCAAACAUGACCAAGAGGUUCAAGAGAUGAUGAAGCACUUCAAUCAAGAAAAAGAGGAAACAGCUGGUCACAUUGGAAAACUAAAGACAGAACUUGCAGAAGAAAGAAAUUUAGUAAAAGCCCAGCGUCGACAGGUGGAAAAGAUGAAAAUCGAAUGUGAUAAAUUGGUAGAGGAACUAAGCCAUAAGGAAGAAGACAACACAAAACUUAGGCGAAAAUAUCAACUGAUGAAACAGGAACUGGAUGACAAGGAUAAAAUGAUAAAUAAUAAAGAAGAUAAUCUAAGAAGGAUGGAGGAAGAAAAAUUACACCUUCAUGACCAACUGUGUUGUCUUCAAAAUGAGCAGGAAUCCAUCCUCUCUAUGAUUGGAAGUGAAAUUGAUGCAGCUUGUGAAGUUUUCUCUAGGGAUUCAUUGGAAAAAUUCAGCGCAAUAUCACUUAUGCCAGGGAUACGGAAUGACCCUCAUCGAUGGUUAGCAGAAACAAAGACCAAACUCCAGUGGUUAUGUGAAGAAGCAAAGGAGAGAGAAGCCAAGGAGAAGAAACUGAGGCGUCAUCUGCAGCAGAGCCGAGAGCAGCUGAAGCACCUGGCGUUGAGUAAAGACUCGGAGCGCCAAGCUCUUAUAGGUCAACUGGAAAAACAGGAACAACUCCUGGAUGAAGCUCAUCAAGCAAAAAAGGAUCUACUACAGAAGACUCUAAGGAAGGAGGAAGAAAUAAGUGCCCUACAGGACCGAAUAGCGACAUUAGAAACAAGUACUCAAGUGGCCUUAGAUCACGUAGAGUCUGUCCCUGAGAAACUGAGCCUUUUAGAAGAUUUUAGAAGUUUUGGAAAUUCUCCUGAUCAGACAGAAAUCAGUGGAGAAAGACAUGCUAAAUAUAAGGAAAUCAUGGGCUCCUUGCAUCAGCAUCUGGAAGAUUCAAAACGCAGACUUGAAGACUUCAGUGAUAAGAAAACCGAAGCUGAUAUUUCUGCCAUACACGGUGCAUCUUCUAAGUGGCGAACGAGCACAAACUUUAUGUCCAGCUCCUUACUUUCCACUUCAGGAUUGCUGACCAAAAGUGCUCUUCCUUUGGGUUUAAACGCAGCUAAGACAAAUCCCAGCAGUGUGACUGUCAAUGAGAUGAAGCCCCGCACGGAACAAGAGAAGUACUAAAAAGAACCAAGAAAUGUGCAGUUUCACUGCAGAACAUGCAGAUGUGCCCCACUCUCUGCUUCUAAGCAGUCAAGUCCAGCUGUAUUUACAACUGCAGUGCUGAUUCCUUGGUUUUCACUGAUGCCAAAUAUUAACUGAAAACAACAUCAUGAUUGUGUACAUAAAGUAAGGCAGGUAAUGCCUGAAGAGUCAACAUGUACUGUAAAAUACCAAAGCAUCUUGCGGUAGGAAGCAUUGUCUCCCUCUGCAUUACUUUUGUUCAUUUCCAAGCAGACCUUUCAGUUCCUCAGUGCCACAUGUGGACUGCUUUUACUGAGGUCUAAAAAAAAAGCUCUGCAAUGUAUAACUUAACUCUGUUUUAACUUCAAAUAUGUGAUUAUAUUUUGGUCAGACUGUAUAAUAUAGGCACAUUUUUUGAUAAUCAAGAAAUGGUUAAUAGAAAAUGUUUUUGUGUGUAAAUAUGAUGUUUUCUAAAUUUGGUAUAGCAAUGCAUUUGCAUAUAAUAGCUUUUUUUUUUUUUACAACAGAGGUGCCUCAAAUGAUGCUUUGUACAAUGAUUACAUUAUUGUGCUUAAUAAUAGAAGUGCUUUAUAUCAGAAACAAUGACCUGUAUUUCCUUCCCUGUGGGAGAAGUUCAGAUUCCAUUCUGUACUUCACUUGGUUCAGGACUGGUGUGUUUGUUGAUCCAAGUUCAGCAAAGAACACAUCUUAACCUAAAUUUCCCCCAAACUGGAGGAAACUCAGUUAACUGCUUGUUAUAAGGGACUUUUAUUGCUAAGCAUUAAAAUAAUGCUCCAGACCUUCUAAUAAUAAUGUAAUGUGGUGCAUGAAUUCCAACUUGGUGAUGUAGAGCUGGAGUCACGCUAUCUCAUUUUGUGCUACAGACUUACCAGAACCACCUUUUUGAGAAUCAUUGGCAGGAGAGGUUGACUUGAAUGAGACCCGACCUUUUAAAAAAGCAAUUUCUAAUAAUCACAUCAUUUCCACUCCUGCGUUCUUCAGUUUAUUGAAAUGUCACCUUCAUUUUAAAGUGUUAAUGACGAUGUACAGUAUUUUAGCCUUAUUUUGUGGCCUCCACUGAUGCAAUCAGAUUCUUUCCUUUCCUGUCCUUUCUAAUAAACCCCUGAAGCAGCCUCAUUUUCACCUGC